AUGAUUGAAGUGACAGUGAACGAUCGAUUAGGCAAAAAAGUUCGCAUAAAAUGCAAUCCAUCUGAUACAAUUGGAGAUUUGAAGAAGUUGAUUGCUGCUCAAACUGGAACACGGUUAGUUUUUGUUUUUGAAAUUUUGCAACCGGCUUUGAUCACUUUUCAUCUGAAAAUAUAGAAAAGCUGAAGUUUUGAGCGAAAACGAGCUAAAAUUCGAGAUUUUUGGUCAAUUUUAAGGCCUGGAGAAUUGAAAACUGAAAUUUUAUUUUCAAUUUCAAAAAUUAUGUUUUCCUAUUCCCUUCCCACCUCUAAAAAGCCUGAAAUUUCCAACAAACCCAGUUUUUUUUCAUCAAAAAAUUAUAAUCCGAUAUGUAACGCUUCAUAAAAUACAUUUAUGGAAUAACAAAACACAUAAAUCCCAACAAACAACCCAAACAUACGUCGCAUGCCUGGGGUAACCGACCUGAGGGGGUUAUCAUUCUCCCCAGUUUUUGGAAGGGGAUGUCACUUGAGAAAAAUUUUUUUAAAAAAAUUCCUAAGCUUUGUACUCUAUCACUUAUUGGAAGUGAUCAAAAUUUCCACGAAUUUUGAUUCAAAAAUCGAUAAUUUCAAAAUGUUCAUCCAAAUUUUGAGAAUUUUGGUUUUGAUUUAUUGUCAUAAAAGGUAUGAAAUCGUGGUAGCAUUGAAAAAAUUGAUAAUAAAUUAUAUCAAAAUUUUGAAACGUAUUUUUUUGUUUUUGAAAAAAUAGAAUUUUUGAAUCAAAAUUUGACUCAAAAGCGGAGAAGAUGAGAAUAUUUUCCGAAUGAAGCAAUUUUGAGCUAAAAGUUUAUAAAAAAAUGUAGAUUGUCAAGUUUAUAUAGCUGAAAAUGAAAAAGGAAAAGGGGGUUAACCCUUUUGCCAGAAAUUUUCAAAAAUAGGGGUGUGCACUGGUUGAUUUGAAACGAGGGUAUGCGACGUAUGAACCCAAAAAUAAAUUCGAAUACAAUCUAUGUUGUUUUUUUCAGAUGGGAGAAAAUCGUGCUGAAAAAAUGGUACACAAUCUACAAAGAUCACAUCACUUUGAUGGACUACGAAAUUCACGAGGGUUUCAAUUUCGAAUUAUAUUAUCAAUAA
Caenorhabditis angaria is the source of this 1109-nucleotide messenger RNA. NCBI's taxonomy places the organism in Eukaryota, Metazoa, Nematoda, Chromadorea, Rhabditida, Rhabditidae. The record is from the annotation of a GenBank genome assembly.